Sesamum indicum (sesame) is the source of this 3569-nucleotide messenger RNA. RefSeq names its product translocon at the inner envelope membrane of chloroplasts 110 (gene TIC110). The record is from RefSeq and is a predicted model, not a curated record. Lineage: Eukaryota; Viridiplantae; Streptophyta; Magnoliopsida; Lamiales; Pedaliaceae. Gene Ontology annotation, biological process: protein import into chloroplast stroma. Gene Ontology annotation, cellular component: TOC-TIC supercomplex I.
AAAAAUGGGCCGGGGGUUUCUUCAGUUUAUCUUCUUCUCCGCCCAUCAAACUGCUGCUACUCCUCCCCCCUCUAUCUUCAACUCUCACACUCCCCACUGCCUUCUCUCUCUCCCUAAAACCCUACACGCUUAUCUCGUUCUCUCGCUCUAACACCCGUCUCUGUGCUUCCUAUGUCUCUAUCUACGCUCUCACUCCCACUCACGGGUCCAGAAUCUCCACCGCUUGCAGCACAGAGAGGUAGAGAGACACAUAUUCGGAUAAUGAAGCCAUCGGUUCUUCUCACAACCACUCCUUCCUCUCCUCAUCCCAAGACCCUCUUCUUCACCCCAUUUCUAUCCUCAACCACCGCUCUCCGGCGCUCCUCGACCCAUCUCCGCCGCGACCGCUGCAAAAUCUCCAGAAUCCGUUCUUCAGGGGAACCCUCUUCCCCCGCCGUCAAGCCGGAUGUUUUUGGAGAGAAAAGGGAGCUCAUGGGUUUGCAGUCCCUGGUUGACGCUAUGUCUCCGCCCAUCCGAAUCGCUAGUUCUGUUCUUAUCGUUGCUGCUGCGGUGGGUGCUGGAUAUGGACUCGGGUCCCGGUUUGGUGGGUCCCGCAAUGCUGGCUUAGGUGGGGCUGUGAUCGUUGGCGCUGCUGGCGCGGGGGCUGCCUAUGCGCUGAAUGCUUGCGUGCCGGAAGUCGCGGCUGCUAAUUUGCACAAUUAUGUGGUGGGUUGUGAUGAUCCUGGGGCUAUAAAGAAGGAAGAUAUUGAAGCCAUUGCAAACAAAUAUGGUGUUAGCAAACAGAAUGAGGCAUUUAAUGCAGAGCUUUGUGAUAUUUAUUGCCGAUUUGUAUCUGCUGUUCUUCCUCCUGAAAGUGAAGAUCUCAAAGGUGAUGAAGUUGAGACCAUCAUUAAAUUCAAAAGCUCAUUGGGCAUUGAUGACCCAGAUGCUGCAGCCAUGCACAUGGAGAUUGGUAGGCGAAUUUUCAGGCAAAGACUUGAAACUGGGGAUCGUGAUGCUGAUAUGGCACAACGUCGGGCAUUUCAGAAACUGAUAUACGUCUCAAACCUUGUUUUUGGAGAAGCGUCUGGUUUCUUGUUGCCUUGGAAACGUGUGUUCAAGGUCACUGAUGCUCAGGUAGAGGUUGCUGUCCGGGACAAUGCCCAGAGGUUAUAUUCCUACAAGCUUGACUCAAUUUCCCAAGAUGUUGAUGUGACUCAGCUGAUCAGCCUUAGAGAAGCCCAACUUCUAUAUCGACUUUCUGAUGAGCUUGCUGAAAAUAUGUUUAGGGACCAUACAAGAAAGCUUGUGGAGCAAAAUAUAUCGGCAGCUCUCAGUGUAUUGAAGUCCAGAAGUAGAUCAGCCAGGCAACCUGUGCUUGAGGAGCUUGAUAAGAUACUGGCUUUUAAUAAUCUGCUAAUCUCACUAAAAAACCAUCCUGAUGCGAGUCGUUUUGCUCGGGGGGUUGGGCCUGUAUCCUUAAUAGGUGGAGAGUAUGAUGGUGAUAGAAAGAUGGAUGAUUUGAAGCUUUUAUACAGAGCCUAUAUAACGGAUGCUCUGUCGGGGGGUCGAAUGGAAGAAAACAAGCUUGCUGCACUGAAUCAAUUGAGGAAUAUAUUUGGUUUAGGGAGACGAGAAGCUGAGUCCAUUGCACUGGAAGUCACCUCUCAAGUCUAUCGUAGACGUCUUCAGCAGGCUGUAUCUAAGGGUGAAUUGAUGAAUGCUGAAAGUAAAGCAGCCUAUCUUCAAAAUCUAUGCGAAGAGCUGCACUUUGAUCCAGAGAAGGCCAUACAGAUUCAUGAAGAAAUUUACCGGAGGAAACUUCAGCAACUAGUGGCCGAUAAAGGUGAACUCAGUGAUGAGGAUGUCAAAACAUUGGAACAGAUACAGAUCAUGUUCUGCAUUCCAAAGCAAACUGUUGAAGCAGCCCAUGCAGAUAUCUGUGGCCGUGUGUUUGAGAAGGUUGUCAAGGAAGCAGUUGAAGCAGGUGUAAAUGGGUAUGAUGCAGAGAUUAAGAAGUCUGUCCGAAAGGCUGCAUUUGGUUUGCGCUUGACCAGGGAGGUUGCAAUGUCUAUUGCUAGUAAAGCAGUCCGUAGGAUUUUUAUCAGCUAUAUUCAACGUGCAAGAGCAGCUGGUAGCCGUACCGAAUCUGCGAAAGAACUCAAAAAGAUGAUAGCUUUCAAUAGCUUGGUUGUCACUGAAUUAGUUGCAGAUAUCAAAGGUGAAUCUGCUGAUACUCCUCCCACUGAAGAGCAAACCACAAAGGAAGAACAGAAAGCAGAGGAUGAUGAGGAAUGGGAAUCCUUGCAGUCACUCCGUAAAGCUCGACCGAGCAAGGACAUUAGUGGAAAACCGAGCCAGAAGGAGAUAAAUCUUAGAGAUGACCUUCCAGACAGGGAUAGAGCUGACCUUUACAAAACAUACUUACUAUUUUGUCUAACAGGUGAAGUGACCAGGAUUCCUUUUGGAGCCCAAAUCACCACAAAGAAGGACGAUUCUGAGUAUCUGUUGUUGAACCAACUUGGGGGCAUACUCGGUUUGACUGACAAAGAGAUUGUUGAAGUACACAGGGGUUUAGCUGAACAGGCUUUCAGGCAGGAAGCUGAGAAUCUUCUGGCUGAUGGACAAUUGACAAAACAGAGGAUUGAGCAGCUGAAUGAGUUGCAGAAGAGCGUUGGUUUGCCACCUCAAUAUGCACAAAAGAUCAUAAAAAGCAUCACCUCUACAAAAUUGUCAGCAGCUCUUGAAACUGCUGUUGGUCGGGGGAGGCUUAGCAUAAAGGAAAUUAGAGAACUGAAAGAAAAUGGAGUUGAUGUAGACAACAUGAUCUCUGAAAGCCUACGAGAGAAUCUCUUCAAAAAGACUAUUGAUGAUAUUUUCUCGUCUGGUACUGGUGACUUUGACGAAGAGGAAGUGUAUGAGAAAAUCCCCAAAGAUCUCAAUAUUGACGCCAAGAAGGCCAAGGGAGUUGUGCAUGAACUUGCUCGGAAUAGAUUAUCGAAUUCACUUGUUCAGGCAGUGGCGCUACUGCGACAGAGGAAUCAUCAAGGAGUUGUUAAUUCUCUCAAUGACUUGUUAGCCUGCGAUAAAGCCGUACCCUCAACCCCAUUGUCAUGGGAGGUGCCCGAGGAACUGGCUGAUCUGUUCCUCAUAUACAUGAAAAAUGACCCAGCAGCUGAUAAGGUGGCCAGAAUACAGUAUCUACUGGAUAUCAGCGACUCAACAGCAGAAGCUUUAAAAGCUGUUAAAGAUAAAGGAUUACCAAAUGGAGCAACAACUGAAGAAGAGUUUGUAUUCUAAAUUUGACAUUUUAGUUAGUUCAACUCCAAUAGUUUGCUUUCCAGCUUUGGUUUUGAGAGUGUUGAUGUGUACCAAUUUUGUCUAAUAUUAUUACUGUGGAACAUGUUAAGCAGGAUGGUUGAGUGAAAUAUUGAUAGAUCUCUACCGCUAAAAGCGGCUGCAUAAAGCAUCUGUUUGAGUUGAAAAUUUGCUCAGAACAUUGAUGGUGAUAUCUAUGGUUUUGUAGAAAUUUCAACUGAAGUUUCGCGUAUUCUGGCAAUCUUGAAAGCAAAAUUUCCUUUGUGGUUUUA